Dovyalis caffra is the source of this 390-nucleotide messenger RNA. Lineage: Eukaryota; Viridiplantae; Streptophyta; Magnoliopsida; Malpighiales; Salicaceae. The record is from the annotation of a GenBank genome assembly.
AUGAAUCAUCUUUUUCUAAGUUCGAACCCAAAACUUUGCCAUAAAGGCCUUGGCUUUUCCACUGUUUUGAGGUCCCUCUUCUUUUCCACAAAUACCCUAACAAAAGCCUCCACAUCUUCUUUUUCGGUUCGAAAUGAGACUCUUUAUGAUAGGAUCAGAAAAUCAGAAGACAGAAACAUCUCUAUUAUGCCAGUUAUUGAGGAAUGGCUUCAAGACGGCCGAACAAUUUCUCCUGUUGUCCUUCGAAAAUCCAUGGAAUGGCUGCAUAAACGCAAACGCUUUAGCCACUCUCUUGAGGCCCUUCUCUUUAAUCUCUGGCUGACUUGUGAACUGUCAUGUGGAGCUUGUGGGGAGAAGGAGUUGUGGGUUGUGUUGGUGAGUUUGGAGUGA